Molecule: messenger RNA, 507 nt
Organism: Stylonychia lemnae
Lineage: Eukaryota; Ciliophora; Spirotrichea; Sporadotrichida; Oxytrichidae
Source: the annotation of a GenBank genome assembly
AUGGGUUGUGGAUCUUCAACUGCUCAGCCAACACAUAAGGCUGCUAACGACAAAAAAUCAGAGAAAGACAAGGUACACACUGGUCACAAGGUUAAGGACGGUGAUCAUAAAAAUUAGCCAAUGUAACAGCCAAUGUAACAACCAAUGCAUCAACCAAUGUAAUAGCCGAUGCAACAGCCUAUGUAUAUGCCAAUGCAACAACCAAUGAUGCAGCCACAGAUGCACGUUCAAAUGCAAAUGCAACCUCCUAUGCAGCAGCAAAUGCACGGACAUGAGGAUAAGCAUCAUGAAAAGAAAAAACAUGAUGACAAACACGAAGACAAACAUCAUAAGAGUGAAGAGAAACACCAUGAAAAGAAGCACGAUUCAGAUAAGGAAAAACAUCACAAGAAAGAUGAUAGUGAUAAGAGCGAUAAAAAGAAAAAGCACAGUGACAGCAGUGACAAAAAGAAAAAGAAGCACGGUAGCGACAGUAGCGACAAGAAAAAACACAAGAAGAGCGACUGA